GCCUCGUGUGGACCCAUGGUAAGUUCAGACUAAGAUACUUCACGUAGCUGAAGUUGCGUAUCUUAGUUCGAAGUAGGGGGUUAGUGUGGACCAGCCCUAAGGUGCCACAACUACUCCUCUUUCUAAUUUCCCUUGUAACUCUAGUCUUACCUGUUAAGCGGUCUCCUCACACAUCAGAGCUCAGGGCCCUUCUCACAGGCCUGGAUGAAGUGGAUUCUGCUAGGCUAGAGAAUGCCAAACAUAUCCGCACUCUGAGAGAGUAACCCUCUCCAGGUAUUUAACUGGUUUCAAUCGGAGUGCGAUGGAGUGGAGAUCCUAGGCUGUCAGUAUUAAAAUGUCCUUUGAAUUUAUCAAAAUCUCAAUUCAAGAAGUGUUGGAGACAACCUGGGGGAAUUCUCUGCUAGCCCUCCCCUUCACAGAUAAAGAGGAAUUGAUCACAGAACUAAGGAUUUGUUUAGGUGCAAGUGAUCAUAGUUUGAGUACAUUUGUUAUGUGCAAACAGAAUCAAGUCCAAACCAGUAACUUCACUUGCUUUUAAAAAGGGCUCGUUUUGCAAAAUCAAAAACAAUUAGGAGCUGAAUCAGCUGGGGGAAAGUUUUCACAUUUUUCUGUUUAACUGUCUAGUUGGGAAUUUUUUAAAAAUAACAGUAGACCAGCCUGUCUUAGAGGGGAAGUGAAAGCAACUAUAAAAGAUUUAUAUAAAAAUAAAUGAAGAAUGAAUGUAAAGUAGAAGGUAGGAAGUGUAGAAAAUUGAUAAGGGAAACAAAAAGACACAAGGAGAAAUCUGUGACCAGCAGCAUGAAAGACCAUAAAAAAGGAGUUUUUAAAAAUGUCUGGACGUGGAAAGAAAAAUGUGGUGGCUGCAAAACCUGCAGUUCUAUCAAGAAAAACAAAGUCAGCGAAGGCUGGUCUGCAAUUCCCAGUGGGUCGUGUCCACCGGCUUCUCAAAAGAGGGAACUAUGCUGAGAGAAUAGGUUCUGGUGCUCCAGUUUACCUGGCGGCUGUGCUGGAAUAUCUGACUGCUGAGAUAUUGGAACUGUCAGGAAAUGCUGCCCGUGAAAACAAGAAAAGCAGGAUUGGGCCACGACACAUCCAGUUGGCCGUGAGGAAUGAUGAAGAGCUGAACAAGCUGUUUGCCGAUGUGACUAUUGCUGAAGGAGGAGUUAUGCCCAACAUCCUUUCCCAGCUUCUUCCCAAGAAAACUCUUAAAGAUCCUUUACCAAGAGGGGAUGCUACUGCUUCCCAGGAAGAAUCCAGUAACCACUGACUUACUCCUGCCUUUCCUUUGACUCGUGUUUAUCAAUGCUCUGUAUGUGCUAACACUGUUAAAUAUUACUCAGGGUGAUUGUUUUAAUGUUUGUGUGUCUUUUUAGAUGUUUGUAAUAAACUUUCUAGAAUUCAGCAGUUGACUUGAUCUACUGUCUCCCUUCAAGGAGAAGGGAGAAUUAACACUUUCUCCAGGAAAAGUCUAACUUGCAGCUCUUAAACAACAAAUGUGCUUCUCUAGCACUUUCAAAGCAAGCAUGCUCAGAGGAGAGCUAGCCUGGCCUCAGACCCUGUAUUAGACUCCAAAGUCUAAUUAAAUCUCCAAAAAGAGUGGGGGGAGAGCACAAAUUCUUUGCACCUAUGGAUGUAAUGAAGGUGAGAGGACUCUGCAGUGGGGAGGGAUGAAGGGAAAUAGAAGACCUCUGCUUUUACAUGCUAAAAUAAUAACAAAUCCAUCUUCAUAUAUGAACUUGUAAUGGAGGAGUUGAGUCCAGUACCUUCAAUGGUCAUGCACAUUGUAGAAUGGACUUAUUACUCCCUGAUCAGCUAAAAGACUUUUUUGAAUGGAUCAGCAAUGGGUAGUGUUCUCUCUCUCUCUUCAGAGACACUGUCUAGAAAGGCAUGAUGGUGAAUUAAAUAUAAGGCUCUGUAAUAGUCUCACUCCUUUCUUACUGCCUUUGGGCAGUUCACGUCCAUUGCAGCGCUCUGUACUCAAAUAAGGGUCGGCUCCUGCCAUAGGUAUGUGUUAACUAUUUUGGGGCAGAUCAUUUUCUUCCUUCAACCACCACCAGUUAGUCAGGAUGGCAAGCUCCUGGACGUGGUUUGGCCUUUCCUUGCAUUUGAGGUAUUCAUCAAGCAGCUGAGUCUUUCCUCUGGGCCACAGAGGUCAGUUGUGAUGCUGCUAUAGUUGAAUAGCUGGAUUUUCCCACUUCGCUAGUACAGCCUUUAUCCAGGAUUUGGACUGUCCCAU
Messenger RNA from Chrysemys picta bellii (western painted turtle), 2236 nucleotides. The record is from RefSeq and is a predicted model, not a curated record. Lineage: Eukaryota; Metazoa; Chordata; Testudines; Emydidae.